Molecule: messenger RNA, 708 nt
Organism: Mycena citricolor
Lineage: Eukaryota; Fungi; Basidiomycota; Agaricomycetes; Agaricales; Mycenaceae
Source: the annotation of a GenBank genome assembly
CGUGAAUCUGGCGUCGAACGUCACGAGACCGUAGUGGCAAUGGCUGGACUGCUACGGUCAAGUCGGAUUUCAUCUCCCUCCAAACGCGCAUACAGUGCCUUUCCUUCGGCUAUAUACUUGGACGCUUCGCGCUGCCAUGAGGCGGCAGUGAACACCACCCCGCAGCUUACUGAGGCACAACGCGAGCAACUGCAUAAUGCAUUACGGGUUGACCAGGCUGGGGAAAUUGCUGCAAACUACAUCUACAUGGGCCAAAUGGCUGUCUUGGGUCGAAGCCCUACUCUCAAGCCCUUGUUACAAGAAAUGUGGGACCAAGAAAAGAAACAUCUAUACGUCAUGGACAAGAUGCAAAUCCAGCACCGAGUACGCCCGACAAUACUUUCGGAGGUCGCCAAGGUAGCUGGCUUCGGACUGGGUGCUGCGACGGCGUUGAUGGGUAAAGAGGCGGCAAUGGCUUGCACCGAGGCAGUAGAGACCGUCAUCGGAGAGCACUACGACGAUCAACUGAAGGAGAUGGAAUUGUUGCCCUCCGACCAUCCCAGUGUUCCACUUCUUCGCGAUAUUGUUCGGGAAUUCCGAGACGACGAGCUUGAACAUUUGGACAUUGCAGUCGAUCACGAUGCACAACGAGCACCAGCACAUGCCUUGCUAAGCAGUGUCAUUGGGGCAGGAUGUAAAGUUGCGAUAGAAAUAUGCAAGAGAAUUUGA